Molecule: messenger RNA, 767 nt
Organism: Sphaerulina musiva SO2202
Lineage: Eukaryota; Fungi; Ascomycota; Dothideomycetes; Mycosphaerellales; Mycosphaerellaceae
Product: GatB/YqeY domain-containing protein
Exons: 1
Coding region: 9-593 (194 amino acids)
Cellular component (GO): mitochondrion
Molecular function (GO): carbon-nitrogen ligase activity, with glutamine as amido-N-donor
Source: RefSeq, a predicted model, not a curated record
CAACAACAAUGUCUCUCCAUACGACACGCAUGCUAUUGAGGAGCCGCCUAGCGCUGCGUAACAACUGGAUCUGUCCAUUAUGCCAGGCGACACGAAAAUCCUCGACCGAUGCGCCAGCUUCACCACUACUGGGCAAGCUCAAAGGUGACCUCAAGUCCGCUAUGAAAGCCAAAGACAGCAACCGAUUGAACGUCCUUCGAGGGCUUAUCGCCGAAGUGACAAACUCCGCCAAGACGUCGAAUCCCAUCAAGACAGACAUGCAAUUGCUCUCUCUGCUGCGGAAGCGAACAGCAGCAGCAAAGUCGGCGCAAGAGGAGUUCAAAGCUGCUGGGCGCGAGGAUCUGGUGGAGAAAGAGCAGCAGCAAGUGGAGGUGCUCGAUGAGUACGCCGGCAGUGUCGAGACCAUGAGCGCAGAGGACAUUAGCAAUGCGGUGCAGGCCGUGGUGGAUCAGGCGAAAGCAGCUGCAGAGAACGUCAAAGUCAACAUGGGAGACGUGCUGAAGAAAGUGUUGGGCCCUGGUGGCAGUCUAGAGGGGAAGCCUGUGGAUCGAGCAGAGGUCGCUCGAGUUGUCAAGCGCAUUUUGGGCCAGUGAUAUCAAAAAGUAAUGAUUGGGAUACUACCUUACCUACAUGCUCUCGCGGUAGGUAGCUUCAAAUUGGCUCGGAAGGAUUGAGUCAAUAUCUUCUAUCGAGCAGUCUGUAUGAAUACAUGUAGCUUAUCUCGUCCGAGGAUACCUAGGUACUUAAUACCACUUCUCCUCUCUCUC